Messenger RNA from Exophiala spinifera, 1050 nucleotides. RefSeq lists its product as uncharacterized. Bases 1 to 1050 code for a protein of 349 amino acids. NCBI's taxonomy places the organism in Eukaryota, Fungi, Ascomycota, Eurotiomycetes, Chaetothyriales, Herpotrichiellaceae. Gene Ontology annotation, molecular function: oxidoreductase activity, acting on the CH-OH group of donors, NAD or NADP as acceptor. The transcript has a single exon. The record is from RefSeq and is a predicted model, not a curated record.
AUGUCAUCAACAGCAGACCUUGCAAUUCCACGAGGAGCGUUGGUAGUGGUGACCGGGGCCAACGGCUUCAUCGCCAGCCACGUGGUUGACCAGCUGCUGCUCGCUGGUUAUCAUGUAAGAGGCACUGUCAGAAACACCAAGAGAGCAGAUUGGAUGAUCGAAUACUUUAACACGAAGUACGGUGCAGGAAAAUUCGACCUUGUCGAGGUACAGCAGAUGGCUGAUCCUGGAGCAUUUGAUAACGCGGUUCAAGGAGCGUCAGGUGUGAUUCACCUGGCAACACCAGUGAUGCAAUCGUAUGAUCCAAAUGAAGCUGUUCCAAUGGUGGUCCAAGGUGCCCUCAAUGCCUUGAAGGCAGCGGCCAAAGAGCCCUUGGUCAGGCGUGUCGUAAUGACAUCCUCCUCAACAGCUGCCGCUAGUCCAGUGCCAAAUGUCGAGUUUGUUAUUGAUGAAAAGACAUGGAACGACGAAGCUGUCAAGGCCGCCUGGGCACCACCGCCAUAUGAAGGUGAACAACGCAAGCUGGACGUGUAUUCGGCAACUAAGACUCAAAGUGAACAGGCAGCUUGGAAGUGGGUGGAGGAGAACAAGCCUGAAUUCGUCCUCAACGCUGUCUUGCCCAAUGCCAACAUCGGGGUGGUGCUGUCGCCAGAACAUCAAGGGACACCUAGUACAGUCGGAUGGGUCAAGGCAGUGUGGGAUGGAUUCAAAGGGCAAGAACAACUGGCCUUCAACCCACCUCAAUACUAUGUCAAUGUGCAAGACACUGCCAGGGUGCACGUGGGAGCACUGAUCUACCCCGACGUCCAAAGCGAGCGACUGUUUGCUUUUGCUCACCCAUUCAAUUGGAAUGACAUUUUGGCCAGUUUCCGAAAGUUGUACCCUGAACACCACUUCAUCGACGAUAUUCCCGACCUUGGCAGAGACUUGAGCAGAGUCGCCAAUGGAAGAGCUGAAGAAAUCGUCAAGCGAUUUGGCAGGGCAGGGUGGACUAGUCUAGAAGAGAGCAUCCGCGACGCGACGCUGGGCUGGGCGGCGUCUGAAAAGUGA